GUAGAUGGUAAAAUCAUGCAACGGACCUCGGAAGCAUGUAUGACUGAAAAGAAGUUAAUGGAUGAACUGUUAAUCGCAUGAUUGGUUUAGUGUGGCGAAACUUCAGAUGCUGUAAAAAUUAACGUGUACUUGGAACCUUGUACUGUUCUCUUAUUAGACCUCGAUUGGAGUAUUGUACUCUUGUUUUUAACUCAAUUUCUCAAUCACAAUCUGACCGACUAGAAAGACUACAAAGGCGUUACAAUCAAGGUGAUGUUACGCAUUUGGAAAUGUGUAAAUUAUUUAGCUUACCAACUCUUGCCCAGAGGAGAGAAGUUAACGAUUGCUUGUUCCUCUACAAACAUACCCACAGCAAGUAUAAUUUAACCACUGCUAAUCCUUUCAGUUUUCAUGUUCCAGAACGUUGUACUAGAUCAGCUUCCAAGCACAUCAUGCAUGUUCCCAUGAGCCGAGUUGAAAACAAAAUAAUAAUAAUUAAGUCUAUUGUAUUUUGGGUUAUAUAAUUGUCGAAACAAAAAACUAAAUCAUAAGACGGAAAUAAUGAGAAUCAGGCAUGGAAAGACCACUUAGAAAAAUAGAUCUUAAAGCAUCUUACUGCGACUGAAACCACGCACAUGUCCCUAAUGAUAUUCAGAACGGACAACUGAAUCUAGUGUGAUAGCCUGUGUUGUUUAAAGAUGGGCAGGAUAUUGGCUGGAUACUCUUAUAAAACAAGGAGAAUAUGACGUUCGCAUCGUGUUGUGUCACGGCAACCAAAGUCUCUCGUUCUUAUAAUAUAUUGUUUGACUUCCUGUAUAAUCCCAACGACGCUUAACGUCUUCAUUUUCAAUAUUGGACUUGAAAUGACAAAAGGAAGUUAUUUACUCAAGUAUCGCUGCUUCAAGUUGCCAAUUCAACGUCUGAUCACGAAGAGGCGAUCUCUUAACCUUCGGAUGCCUCAAUCGCUAUGACUUAGCUGCUUACACGACAAGACACACCAAACUUUACUCUUAAAUAACUCUAUACCGUGUAAGAGCCUCACAAGAUGAGUAGCAUUGAUGGCCAGGAUAAUGGGCAGCAAGGAUGGUCAGCCGAGGGGGCCUUCGAGGACCAGGUAUGGUUACGGGCCGUCUAUGGUAUCAUAGCUGUACUAGGGAUCACCGGUAACUUCUUGGUCAUGUUUACUGUAGCAAGGGUACCAUCGCUACAAAAUCUAACCAACAUGUUCAUCGUGAGUUUGGCCGUCUGUGAUUUCAUCGUAUCCGUUUUCCUCAUACCGCUACAUCUCGGUUUUGUGAUUCCCGUACCCAAGGGCUUUGGUGGUGAGCUUCUGUGCCGUCUUCUUCUCUCCAAGUUCCCUCUGUGGGCAAGCUUUGUCUCCUCUGUGCUGUCAUUGACUUGCGUUACCUUAGAAAGGUACUUCAGUAUUGUGCAUCCUUUAAGAUAUGAAAUCAUGAGUAAUUUGCAUAAGAGUGCCAUGGCUAUGCGCCAAUCACUGAGCGAUGGCAGAGAGAACCAGCUAUCCAGGGAUCUUCUUCGUGCUCGUAAGAAAGUCAUCAAGAUGCUACUGAUCGUAGUGGUGACAUUUGCGAUUUGUUGGGCACCAAAUCAGUUUAUGUUCUUCGCCUACAUGUGCGGUUGGAACCUGGACUUCUCCGCUUGGUAUUACCACGCAAGUGUACUGAUAGCAUUCUGUAAUUCCUGCGUGAACCCGUUCAUUUAUGGGUUUCAAAGUAAGCAGUAUCGCAGAGCGUUUCUGCAGGCAUUAGGUAGUCCCAAAUGCUGCCAUAACGCGGUUGGUGGUCAACAGAGGGCGUCUGGGGGUGUGAUGAGUGUAUCUGGUGGUACUGCUGGGAUUAGAGAGCACUAUGCUAAUAAUAACAACAACCCUUGUUCAACUAGGGGAUACCAAAACUCUCACCAUGCACUCUAA
This is a messenger RNA of Asterias rubens (European starfish), 1912 nucleotides long. Its product is annotated as adenosine receptor A2a-like. Gene Ontology annotation, cellular component: membrane. Gene Ontology annotation, biological process: G protein-coupled receptor signaling pathway. Gene Ontology annotation, molecular function: G protein-coupled receptor activity. The record is from RefSeq and is a predicted model, not a curated record. The transcript has 3 exons. NCBI's taxonomy places the organism in Eukaryota, Metazoa, Echinodermata, Asteroidea, Forcipulatida, Asteriidae. The coding region runs from base 1025 to 1912 and encodes 295 amino acids.